AUGACCGACCUACGCGUUCAAAGCCUCCGCAGUCCCAUUGACGUCUCGGAGUAUCUUUUUCGGCGGCUUUAUGAAGUCGGCGUUCGUUCGGUGCAUGGCGUCCCCGGUGACUAUAACUUAGUUGCACUCGACUGUCUUCCAAAGUGUGGUCUAAGAUGGGUUGGCAGUGUUAAUGAGCUUAAUGCUGCAUACGCUACGGAUGGAUAUGCUCGCGUGAAGCAGAUCGGUGCCCUCAUCACCACAUUCGGUGUAGGGGAAUUAUCUGCCAUAAAUGGCGUAGCUGGGGCCUUCUCCGAGCAUAUACCCGUUGUACAUAUUGUCGGAUAUCCGUCGACUCUCUCCCAACGAGAUGGCAUGCUUCUGCAUCACACCCUCGGAAACGGAGACUUCAACGUUUUUGCCAACAUGAGCGCGCAGAUUUCAUGCCAAGUUGCUAAGCUGAACAGUCCAUCGGAAAUUGCAGACCAAAUCGACCAUGUUUUGCGUGAGUGCUGGGUUCAUUCCCGCCCAGUCUACAUCACUCUUCCCACAGACAUGGUCCAGGCCAAGGUCGAGGGGCAUCGACUAUGUAAACCAAUUGAUCUGUCUGAGCCGUGCAAUGAUCCAGAGAAGGAGGAUUAUGUUGUUGAUGUCAUCAUGAAGUACCUCAAUGCUGCCAAGCAUCCACUGCUGCUCAUCGACGCGUGUGCCAUACGCCACCGUGUUCUUGCAGAGGUUCAUGAGCUUGCCGAGAAGUCCAAUCUGCCCAUCUUUGUGACUCCGAUGGGCAAGGGUGCCGUUAAUGAGCAGCACCAUAAUUUUGGCGGUGUCUAUGCCGGAAAUGGCUCUCACCCACCCGAGGUGAAGGACAUGGUGGAAUCAUCCGAUCUCAUUAUAUCUAUCGGUGCGCUUAAGAGUGACUUCAACACGGCCGGUUUCUCUUACAGAACCUCACAACUCAACAGCAUCGAUCUUCACAGUGAUCAUUGUGUUGUCCGGUAUUCCACAUAUCCCGGUGUGAGAAUGAGGGGUGUCUUGCAAAAGAUUGCAAGCCAAAUUGAUCCAAAAAAGCUCAGCGUCCGCGAUACUCCAAGAGUUCGGAACGAGGUCAAGGAAAAUCACGAUACGUCGACGACAAUCACUCAGUCAUGGUUCUGGCCGCGUCUGGGUGAAUUCCUGGCUGACCAGGAUAUCGUUAUUACGGAAACGGGGACCGCAAACUUCGGUAUUUGGGAUACAAAAUUCCCCGUUGGAGUCUCAGCAUUGAGCCAGGUUUUAUGGGGUAGUAUUGGAUGGUCAGUAGGCGCCUGUCAGGGAGCCGCACUUGCUGCCAGAGACAUGGGCGUUGAAAGAAGGACUAUUUUAUUUGUGGGGGAUGGUUCGUUUCAAUUAACCGCUCAGGAGCUCAGCACCAUGAUUCGCCUUGGGCUUAAUCCGAUUAUUUUCGUCAUCUGCAACGAAGGCUUUACCAUUGAACGAUUCAUCCAUGGUAUGGAUGCUACCUACAACGAUAUUGCUAAAUGGGAUAACCAGGGUCUCGUUGAUGUAUUCGGAGGGAGCGGAAAGGCUCGAAAAGUUGCUGUCAGGACAAAGGACGAAUUGAACAAAUUGCUCGUUGAUCCUACUUUUAAGGCGGCGGAGAAAAUGCAGUUUGUCGAAGUACAUAUGCCCAAGAAGGAUGCACCAAGAGCGCUGGUUAUGACGGCCGAGGCCAGUGCCCAGACAAAUGCAAAGAGACAAUAG
Messenger RNA from Pochonia chlamydosporia 170, 1722 nucleotides. Its product is annotated as pyruvate decarboxylase. Bases 1 to 1722 code for a protein of 573 amino acids. The record is from RefSeq and is a predicted model, not a curated record. NCBI's taxonomy places the organism in Eukaryota, Fungi, Ascomycota, Sordariomycetes, Hypocreales, Clavicipitaceae. The transcript has 4 exons. Gene Ontology annotation, molecular function: carboxy-lyase activity; thiamine pyrophosphate binding; magnesium ion binding.